GGGAAUUCACAUCAAUCAGUUUAAAGUACAUAAUUUCUUCUUUCUUCUUCAUCCUUCUUUUGUCUGAAUUUGAUUGUCGUGCAGAUAGUCUUCCCUACUGAAUUGCAGUUCCUCGUGAUUUCGGUUGGCGAAUUCAAGAGAUUAACGAUUUUAUAAAUGAUAUCACUCCCAUCGAACCAAUAAUUAAGAUCGCGAGUAGACCGAUCUAAUAAUUUUAUUCAGCACAUACAUACACCUCCUAUCAGCAUGAUCGGAGACUCUGGACUACGAGCUCGGAAUUCCUGAGCUCCUGGAAAAAGGGAUCAAGGUCCUCAUCUAUGCGGGAGAAUAUGACCUCAUUUGCAAUUGGCUAGGUAAAAAACUGCUCUACCACUUUGGAUUCUCUCUUCACGUGAUCAUAAUUUGUGCUUCUGAUGGUGGAUUGUGGAUAGCUUAUGAAAUUUUCAAAAUGGCGACUGUGUUUUUUUGUUCUUUUUUUCUUUUUUCUAAAUGAUCAUAUGGUUCCGACAAUUUGUAAGGAAAUGGUUAUUUUGUCAUUGUUUAUCUAAACUUACAUCUAGUUUGACCCCAUCAAAUUUAGCAAAAACCAACAAAUUCAACAACCUAAGCACUCGAACUCGAUCAUCAAUUAUCUAGCUAGGCUCAUCAUAGGCAACCAAUGGUAGGCAUGAAUAUAAAAGGAAAUUCAAAUCCAAUAAGAAAUCCAUCAUAUGUGGGUUCUCGUUACCGGUCGUAUUAUAUGACACUGGUAGGUUUAAAAUUCAGUGCUACAGAGAGAUUUGGAGUGAUGAGGAUAGAAUUAAAAAACCAUAGCAACCUAUAUAUGGACGUGCUCGCGUUUUGGAUGAAGGAAAGAUAGGUUGAUAGCCUAUUAUCUUAUCACUUUUCAAUAUCUAAUUGCCAUAUAAAUCACUAUUUUAUAACCUAAAAUCAAAUAUGGAGUGUUUAGAUGAGUUUUGGUAAAAAAACACAAAUUUAUGGUUUGGAUGAUUUGAAAGCCUGAUCACACUGCUAGCUAGAUAAAAUUUCAGAUGGAAAUUGGCGAGAAUAAUCAUUUAGUAAAAAUAUUUUAAAGGUAUGGUACUAUUUUGGUGGAAGCAAAAGCUAUGUGACCAUUUUGUAUGAGGGUUAAAGUUAAAUGAUCAUUUUGGACAUGUCCCAAGUUUACCGUAAUAAUAUGUAAAAAAAGGAGAUACCCUUACCUCAUCCCUUUUCGAAUUAAAUAAAAUGCUAAAUUGCACGAGGAAAGUUGACCAUUAGGUAAGAAAUUAAAACAAAUUAAAUAAAUAAAACCCGCAAGGCAAGAGAUUGAAUUAAUUGUCUACUAAAGCAUUAUAAAUAAACCUUACAUUAGGUAAGAACGAUAAAUAAGUUCAUUUAAGCAUAUAUAUAUAUAUAUAUCCUUUCCAUUUUCAUACAACCAAAUAAAUACAAUCUUCCCAAUUAAUCAGAUAUGAAUACCAUAAACAAAAAAUGGACGAAAAUAGGAAAACUAACAAUACUUCCACAAAUAACGUCGACGCAGUAGCUUCCAUGAAUCUAUAUUUUCUUGAUAAUUUUUAUUACCAAUUCCAUGACUACAUAUUUUCCGAUAAUUUUAUUUCCAAUUAUUAAUUUCCUCGACAAAGGGCUAUAAAUACCAAACCUUCGAACGAAACUUUUACCUAAUAUAGCCAAAUCCUAAUCUAAACUUCUUCGAGUUUUAUCAGUUCCAAUUACUGUAGUCGUCAUCAUUGCCAACAAUGGCUAGUUUGUUUAGUCUUUUGUUGUGUUCUGUAAUGGCUUUGGUCGGAAGUUCAUUGCUCCGCCUUUCCGUUGCCGACGGGAAGCUGGUCAGGACGAUGGACAGUGAUUGGUCGUCGUGGCAGGAUGCCCAUGCAACGUUCUACGGCGACAAAAGCGGCAAGGAUACAAUGCAAGGUGCAUGUGGCUAUGGCGAUCUAUUCAAACAAGGCUACGGCCUCCAAACGGCGGCGCUAAGCACGGCGCUCUUCAAAAACGGCCUCACCUGCGGCGCGUGCUACGAACUCAAAUGCGUCGACGACCCGAACUGGAAGUUCUGCUACCGGGGAGUCGCGCCGAUCCAAAUCACGGCGACCAACUUCUGCCCGCCGAACCCGGCGGGCGGCGCGUGCAACCCGCCGAUGAAGCACUUCGACCUCUCGAUGCCCAUGUUCCUGAAGAUGGCGCCCUACAAGGCCGGGAUCGUGCGCGUGCAGUACCGCAGGGUCACGUGCGCGAAGCAAGGCGGGGUGAAGUUCGAGAUCAAGGGCAACCCCAACUGGAUCCUGGUGCUGCCGUACAACGUCGGCGGCGCCGGCGACGUGAAGAACGUGAGGGUGUUGGGGUCGAAGGGCGGUGGUUGGAUUCAGAUGCAGAGGAAUUGGGGACAGAACUGGCAGACGGGCGUGGAGUUGGUCGGGCAGUCGUUGAGUUUUCAGGUGGUGACGAGUGACGGCGCGUACAGGGUGUUCCGUAAUGUUGUGCCGGCGAAUUGGCAGUUUGGGCAGACUUUUGAUAGCAACAUCAACUUCUGAUGAGGCAAGGGAUCAUUCUCUAGGUUUUUGUUUUGUUCUUUAAUUUCUUCUAGUGAUAGGUAGUGAAGUGCUGUAGUUUGUGAAGUUGUGGAUUAUGUUGGCGAACAGAAAAGAAGUUGAUGGUUGUGAUAGUAACUAAUAAGAAUUCCCAAGUUGGUUAGCACUUAUUUUUUUUCAUGCGUUUUUGUCAUUUUUAGAUAUUGAUGAGAUCAUUGAGGAUGUGGAUGUGGUGACAUAUAUAUAUCUUGGAUAUCCUUAGAUAACCAUUUAUUUAAUGUUGGGAAAACUUAAUGUGAAGCUCACGACUAUGAAAUUGCAAUUUGUCUUUCGAGUUUGGACAUAAUAAGAGUUCUCCACUUCCAUCUAACUUGGCAAUAUGCCCAAAGAUUGUCAGUUAUAUGAGUGAUGUACUGUAAUAUGAAGGAAUGGGAGAAAAAAUAAAAAAUGCUAAAAGGGUCGUACCCAAAACUUUUUGAUAACAAUACCUUCAAAAUCUUUAUUUAUCUGAAAUGAUAAAUGAAGAAGGGAAAGCAUCAAAAUAAUUGCAACAGAAAGUCCUAAAAAUUGUCGAGCUACUAAUAGCUUCAAUGAGAAUAAUUCGUCUUGGUUAGGCAGUUUCACCAUCACCAGAACAUCCAUCUCUUCGUAUCUUUGAGCUAAUACACUUAUAAAGCAGGAGAAGUCGAGUGAAUGGCAAAAAUGUGGCGAAUUUUUUUUUCUUUUCUUAGGGGGCUCAUUUUAACGUUACGAAAACUUAUAUUAAAGGGAGAGUAAGGAAAAAAAAAGAGCUUACAUGGAAGGUAGGGUAUGAAGGAGAACUCAUAUUUGGAUUCUAGAGUAGUAUGAGAUGUUAAUUCUCAUUUAGAUAUCAUUUCAUUUUAUAGAUCCUUUCUUCUUGAAAGCUCUCUUCGACUCUCUGUCAUAAUAAGGGUGCAUCAAUCAAAAUUGUGCCCUUCAAUUUAUCUUGAAGGCAUGAAGAGAAUGAUAACGAACAAAAGAGGUGUAACUUUAAAAUCCUCAAAGUUAUUAAUUCGUAUUAUGAGAGAAGUUUUUGUGUUAGGGAUAUGUCAAAUUCAUGAGAACAUCUUCAUUUGAUACAAUUAUUGAGCUGAAGCAUUUCGAAAAGAAAAGAUUCUAAGUGAA
This is a messenger RNA of Linum trigynum, 3680 nucleotides long. Lineage: Eukaryota; Viridiplantae; Streptophyta; Magnoliopsida; Malpighiales; Linaceae. The record is from the annotation of a GenBank genome assembly.